CCAGACUCUAAAGAAGAGGAGGAACAGCUGGACGAUUAUCCCAGAUAUUGACAUAGCUGAUGCCACUUUCGCCUGAAGUAAUACCAAAAUAGCAAGUCCCACGAUAUGGAUCUUCGCAUCUUGCUUCAUCAAACCACCCAUAAAGUGAUGAGGAAGGCGUUGCGGAAUGCAUUGACGCAGCGCGUCAUAUGACCAAGAUGUGCGCUCAACUCCUCAUAUGAAGCACGAGAUUGGCCAUCUUUGCCAUGACGAGCAGCGACCGCCAAAGACUGGUGGGAAGCAGAGUUCCGAUGCUGUUCCAGCUGCUUCGUCAAAUAGUGUUGAUCCUGCAAGGUCGAUGACUCGUGUGUAUACCAUGGCUUUGUAUUACUAUGCUGAGAGCGUUUUGCGCAGAGCCUAUCUAUGGCUCAUCCAUGCCUCCUCCAGCGACCGUCGCAUGGCCAAUGAGUGUUCCGUCAAGCGCAUAUCUCUGUCAGCCCGAAACGUUAAGCAACGAAUUUUCAGUCCUCACGUUGUCAUUUUAUGGUCUUUCCGCUAUCGGGAGGGGGCUUCGUGGUCGCACCCCUGCAAACGUCCCCGCCGCUUCCGGCGUGUUGGGGGGGUGGCUUUGCCCCUCUCAAACUGGGGGGGGGGUCGCUUUCAGGGUGGUCGUUUCGUCCGUCUCAGUGAGGGUCGUGCCUUUGUCAUCGCUUAUUAA
Molecule: messenger RNA, 697 nt
Organism: Suillus fuscotomentosus
Lineage: Eukaryota; Fungi; Basidiomycota; Agaricomycetes; Boletales; Suillaceae
Exons: 3
Coding region: 218-697 (159 amino acids)
Source: RefSeq, a predicted model, not a curated record